AUGUCACAUUCAAUUAAUAAACAACGUUUCAUUUCGAUUGGUAUUAUAUUUGCUGUGAUCAUAUUAACUACGAUCUUUAGUUUGACUUAUCCUGUGAAAAAUUUUGACCCUGGUUUUAUUAGUCUUUAUUUUAAUCGUGAUAUACAGCAUAAUAAGACAAAAUUACCACGUAUAUGUUGUUUAAUAUUAACAACACCAAAAUAUUUUCUUACACGUGCGAAAGCUGUAAAUGAAACUUGGGCACCACGAUGUGAUCGUUAUUUUUUCAUAACAGAAUAUGAUCGAAAAACAAUGACACCUGAACAAAUUAAAUUUGCAGAACAAAUACCCAUUCCACCUAUUAAAAACAUAACAGCUGGUUAUCAUCAUCUAACACAAAAAUCAAAUUUAGCCUUUUUAUUUGCAUAUGAAAAUUAUUUGAAUGAUUUUGAAUGGUUUAUCAAAGCAGAUGAUGAUACAUAUUUGAUUGUAGAACAUUUGAAAACAUUUUUAAGUAAACAAAAUUCAUCAGAACCUAUUACAUUUGGAUAUACCUAUCAGAUUCACAUUCCUAUGGGAUACCAUUCAGGUGGAGCAUCUUAUGUAUUGAGUCGGGAAUCAUUACGACGAUUUUAUGAAGCAUAUAACGAUCCGGCAUCAAAUUGUACUAAAGAUGGUAGUUCUGAAGAUAUUGAAAUAGCAAAAUGUCUUCGUACAAAAGGUGUUUAUCCAGGCAAGGCACUGGAUAAAGAAAAUCGUGAAUUAUUUCAUCCACUUCCAUUUUCUCAUCAUUUUAUGGGUUUCUUCCCUAAUUGGCUUGUACAACGUGCUGAAAAUCCAUUACAAUCUCAUUACAAUUGUUGUAGUACUCAAACUAUAUCAUUUCAUUAUAUUACUCCUGAAGAACAAUAUCUUAUGGAUUUCCUACUAUAUAGAGCUCGUGUUUAA
Molecule: messenger RNA, 927 nt
Organism: Rotaria sordida
Lineage: Eukaryota; Metazoa; Rotifera; Eurotatoria; Philodinida; Philodinidae
Source: the annotation of a GenBank genome assembly